This is a messenger RNA of Felis catus (domestic cat), 1994 nucleotides long. RefSeq names its product B cell receptor associated protein 29 (gene BCAP29). The record is from RefSeq and is a predicted model, not a curated record. Lineage: Eukaryota; Metazoa; Chordata; Mammalia; Carnivora; Felidae. Gene Ontology annotation, cellular component: endoplasmic reticulum; endoplasmic reticulum membrane. The coding region runs from base 166 to 891 and encodes 241 amino acids. The transcript is spliced from 8 exons. Gene Ontology annotation, biological process: intracellular protein transport; endoplasmic reticulum to Golgi vesicle-mediated transport.
ACCCUGCCGCCCCGGAGCCAUUCCACGAAGCCCUUUCAGAAAACGUCGAUUAACCGCAACCCCUCCCAACCAAACCACACUUUAUUAGAAAUUUAAGGUCGGCUCUCAAGAAGUUGACACGGGAACCCCAAGCAUGCGCCCGAAAAGUGUGUGAAGAGGAAAAAAAUGACACUCCAGUGGGUGGCAGUUGCAACCUUUCUUUAUGCUGAAAUAGGACUUAUUUUAAUCUUCUGUCUUCCUUUUAUUCCUCCUCAGAGAUGGCAGAAAAUUUUUUCAUUUAAUGUCUGGGGUAAAAUUGCAACUUUCUGGAACAAGGCUUUCCUUACUAUUAUAGUCCUAUUGAUUGUUCUAUUUCUAGAUGCUGUGAGAGAAGUAAGGAAAUACUCCUCUAUACCUGCCAUUGAAAAAGGCUUAAGCAGUAAACCUGGUGCCUAUGAACAUGCACAAAUGAAACUUUUUAGGUCUCAAAGGAAUCUUUACAUUUCUGGAUUUUCAUUAUUUUUCUGGCUUGUGUUGAGACGUCUGGUUACCCUUAUUACUCAGCUGGCUAUAGAACUGUCAAACAAAGGAGUACUUAAAACUCAAGCAGAAAAUACUAAUGAGGCUGCCAAAAAAUUCAUGGAAGAGAAUGAAAGACUAAAACAGCUCUUGAAAAACUAUGUCAAUGAAGAGGAACACAUUUUGGAAGCAGAAAAUAAAACACUAAUAGAAGACCAGGAAAAACUGAAAACUGAAUUAAAGAAGACUUCAGAUGCCCUUUCUAAGGCACAGAAUGAUGUGAUGACAAUGAAAAAGCAAUCAGAGCGACUUUCAAAAGAAUACGACCGACUUCUGAAAGAACACUCAGAACUUCAGAAUCGCUUGGGGAAAGACAGUAAGAAAGGCCUGUGAACUUUGAAAGACGAUGGCGACACACCAUGUGAAGAUGACAAAUUUGUUAUCGUGUUGGCCUGUAGAACAAUUUAAAAUUCAGUUCAGUAAAAGGUACCGUUUAUGACCAGCCAAUAAUUUUUUUAAUGCCACAUAUAGCCUAUUAUCCUAACGGUGUUGUCACAAUAGUUGAUGAUGUUUCAGAUAUAUCGUCAAGUCUAUAUUCCAGCUCUUCUGUAAAAUAUAAGCAUGUUUAGCACCCUAGUAAGAUAUUGAGAGGAACACUGGUUAUAUGGUGACUGUUUACUAAUAAAAAGAAAAAUUUAUAUAGCCAGUUACUUCCCAAAUUGAUUUUUAAGUUGAUGAAAUCAUUAAUAGCCUUAAAAGCUGUGAUGUGUUUUCAGUAAUAAUAAUCUAUUUAAUCAGAUGACGAUAAUGCUGAUGUAUUUGAAAAUAGUAUUCAGUAUCAGCAGAUUUGUUCAUAGAUUAAAUAAGGACAAAUAAUCAGAAUUAGCCAUUAUAUAUAUGGGGAAGAGUCAUGAAGAGCAAAAAAAUAAAAACAAUGACCUUAGUUGUUCUUUUUUAUAAGUCUGAUGAUACUAUAGUUUACUCUUGUAAAACAGCUAUAUUGAUAAUUAUAUUUUUGUUACUGUGCUUCUUCUAUAUCUGUUGGACUGUUUCCGUUGACAUUUGUGUUAAUACCACAUAAUAAGUAGGCAUUAUACCUUUUUAAAAUUUAUCUGAUAAUGAAGUUUACAUCUAUUUGCAUAACUGCCAUACACUGAAGUUAAAAUUAUUUUAUGACAAUGUGGAAUUCUUGACUUAGAAAGCUAAUGUAGAGCAUAUCCAAAGAGCAAUGUUUCCCAUCGCUGUGAGAGUUACUAAGUAUACAAAUAUUACCUCAAAUAUACAUACACUGGGGUCACAGUUUCUCUGAGAUGUAUCUGUAUUCUGAAAGCUAAAUAUUAAGUACGAUUUUUCCAUUCAUAUUCCUUUAGAAUCUCCUUUAGAACAUGAUAAUGACUGUAGUUAUAUUAAAAUGAUUUAGGUUGUUCCAGUGUUUAGACAUGAAAAUCAUCUUCCUUGUCUCAUAAAGACCUAAAUAUAAAUAAUGGAAUGCAAAA